Momordica charantia (bitter melon) is the source of this 2684-nucleotide messenger RNA. RefSeq names its product protease-like protein (gene DEG15). Gene Ontology annotation, biological process: protein processing. Gene Ontology annotation, cellular component: peroxisome. Gene Ontology annotation, molecular function: serine-type endopeptidase activity. The record is from RefSeq and is a predicted model, not a curated record. NCBI's taxonomy places the organism in Eukaryota, Viridiplantae, Streptophyta, Magnoliopsida, Cucurbitales, Cucurbitaceae.
CCGUCCGCUGUCCUAUUUUCGCGUGCCCCUCCGCUCCGAAGAAAGUCCACUGCCGAUUGCUUCUAUCGAAAGCUCCUAUCCUCAACGAACUCGAUCCCGUCGUCUUCAUCUUGCUUCCUCACAGAGCCUCAAAGCCUAUCUUCCUGUCAUGGCUACGCGGGAAAUCGUGGAUUAUGCCAGAAAUUUUGCCAUCAUGGUCAGAGUCCAAGGCCCUGACCCGAAGGGCCUGAAGAUGCACAAGCAUGCAUUCCAUCAGUAUCACUCUGGGAGGACAACUCUUUCAGCAUCUGGAAUGAUAUUACCUGAAAUCCUUUAUGACACUGAGGUCGCUAAGCAUCUUGGUAAUCAUAAGGAUCAAUUUGCAUCGUUGGUUCUGACUAAUUCCUCAAUUUUUGAGCCUUUUAUGCCACAGCAACACAGAGAUAUCAUUCGUCAGGGAAAGCCUGAGUUAAUUCCUGGUGUUCAGAUUGACAUUAUGGUUGAGGAUAACUCAUUGAUGGAGAGAGAUUUUGAAGUACGCAAUGGAGGAACUCCUCAUUGGCAUGCUGCGCACUUGUUGGCUUUGUAUGAUAUACCUACAUCUGCCACUGCUCUUCAGUCAGUCAUGGAUGCAUCUUUAGAUUCAAUACAUCAAAGAUGGGAGGUCGGCUGGUCGUUGGCCUCAUAUACAAAUGGUCCUCCAUCCUUCAGGGAUGCUCUUCAGAGACAGAUUGAAAAUGACAAGAGAACUUUUGUUGGUAGCCAGAAGCAUUUGGAUAUGGAAGGAUCCAACAAGACUGAUGACUUAAGAGUAAGAAUUGCCAUUCUUGGUGUUCCGUCAUUAUCAAAGGAUGUGCCAAACAUCAGUAUAUCUCCCUCAAGGCAGAGAGGAUCCUUUCUUCUUGCGGUUGGUUCUCCUUUUGGUGUUCUAUCACCGGUGCAUUUCUUUAACAGCAUAUCAGUCGGGUCAAUUGCCAAUUCCUACCCUCCUCGCUCAUGGAACAAGUCAUUGCUGAUGGCUGACAUGCGGUGUCUUCCUGGAAUGGAAGGCUGUCCUGUUUUUGAUGAACAUGCACGUAUCAUCGGUGUUCUGAUUAGGCCACUUAUGCAUUAUAUGACUGGUGCUGAGAUUCAGUUGUUAGUUCCAUGGGGAGCCAUCGCAACUGCUUGCAGUGAUUUGCUGUUUGGGGCUUAUUAUGCUGGAGAAGGGAUUGGAAAUGACAAUGGGUGUACUAACGUGGGGAAUGAGGCAAUGACUAAGGAACAAAAAUUUGAGGGAACCUUCAGUAGUAUUCAUGAAAAUUCUUAUUGUUGUCCUUUCCCAAAUAAAGUUGAGAAGGCAAUGGCUUCUGUUUGUCUUGUUACAAUUGGUGAAGGAAUAUGGGCCUCUGGUGUUCUGCUCAAUAGCCAAGGCCUAAUACUCACAAAUGCUCACUUGAUAGAGCCGUGGAGAUUUGGGAAAACAAACUCAAGUGCAGAAAGAUCAAUUGAAAAUGCCCAGCUGCUGCAGACCCAUACUGAGGAUUCUCCAUGUUCAAUGCAUAAUGGUGUUUUUGGCGGGAAAAAUAGUGGAAGUUUGAAACAAAAUGCCUCUGAGAAUGCAAAUAUUCUGAUUCAGGACCAACUUCAGGAUAAUAAGAGUUUUGCUAACUAUGGCCGUAGAAACUUGCGUGUUCGCUUGAACCAUGCAGAUCAGUGGAUCUGGUGCGAUGCUAAAGUGAUAUAUAUCUGUCAGGGACCUUGGGAUGUUGCCCUGUUACAGCUUGAGCAAAUUCCAGAGCAGCUCUCACCUAUUAAAAUGGAUUGUUCGUGUCCAUCCUCAGGGUCAAAGAUAUAUGUUAUUGGACAUGGACUAUUGGGACCAAAAUCUGGCUUCUCUCCAUCUGUUUGCUCUGGUGUGGUGGCGAAUGUGGUGAAAGCAAAGAUUCCCUCAUCUCAUCAUCAAGGAGAUUCACUAGAAUAUUUUCCUGCAAUUCUUGAAACAACAGCUGCAGUCCAUCCUGGUGGUAGUGGGGGUGCUGUUGUCAAUUCAGAAGGCCAUAUGGUUGGACUUGUUACAAGCAAUGCGAGGCAUGGGCGAGGAUCUAUUAUUCCACACUUGAAUUUCAGCAUACCAUGUGCAGCCUUGGAGCCCAUUUAUAGGUUCUCCAAAGACAUGGAGGACCUCUCAGUCUUAAAAGUUCUUGAUGAACCAGAUGAGCAGCUUUCUUCUCUAUGGGCACUGAUGCCACAACGAUCUCCCAAGCCCGAUCUGCCACAACUGUUCGGUGAAGACCAUGAAACAAAGGGGAAAGGUUCUCGAUUUGCAAAGUUCAUCGCCGAAAGGCGAGAAGUGUUCCAAAAGCCAACUGUUCAUAACAAGGGGGAGGGCCUUCCAUCUAAGACACUCCGUAGCAAGUUAUGACCAGUUAUCUGGUGAAAAAGAACACUCAUGGGGACUGCAUCACCAUGAUCAGAAACAGCGUUGCUUUUGUUUUGGGUGAGUGUUAUAGUGUACUUUUUGUUUUUUAUGUGGAUAUUUAUUGGUCCCAUGAAGUCUAGAGAGGAAGAUAUCUGGUCUUUGAUUUUUUUACAAAUAGACAAUAGGUAUACUUUACCAAAUGUGCAAAAUGAUUUCUUUUUUCACAACAGGAACUUCUUGUGAACUUUUUAGGCACAACUCAAUUUCUUUUGGAACAAAGUCUUGAGGGUUACCAGAAUAAAAA